AUGGCUAAACCAAACAUCAUGCCAAAAGAGACCGGUCAAAUAGAAGAAUGUCACACUCAUAUAGAAAUCCUCACAGUCAAUGGAGAGUUGCUAUUCUUCAGGCAAAGGGAAGGACCUUUUAUCCCCACGCUGACAUUACUUCAUAAAUAUCCGUUUAUUCUACCACAUCAACAAGUUGAUAAAGGAGCCAUUAAAUUUGUACUUAGUGGAGCAAAUAUAAUGUGUCCUGGCCUGACAUCUCCAGGAGCCAAACUUUAUCCUGCUGCCGCUGACACAAUCGUGGCAAUAAUGGCAGAAGGCAAGCAACAUGCACUGUGCGUUGGAGUCAUGAAGAUGUCAGCAGAUGAUAUAGAGAAAGUCAACAAAGGGAUUGGCAUUGAGAAUAUUCACUAUUUAAAUGAUGGUCUCUGGCAUAUGAAGACAUAUAAGUAAAGUGGCAGAUAAUGUGCAACUCUGAUGGAUUGCACUUUCUGUCAAUGUGGACUACUUUGUAAUUCUGUUUUUAAUGCGUGACUGAAUGUACAAACUUAUUUUGUUUUGUGGCUAUGCUAAAUAAAUCAAGUGAAUGCUGAAA
Molecule: messenger RNA, 574 nt
Organism: Sceloporus undulatus (fence lizard)
Lineage: Eukaryota; Metazoa; Chordata; Lepidosauria; Squamata; Phrynosomatidae
Gene: MCTS1
Product: MCTS1 re-initiation and release factor
Biological process (GO): formation of translation preinitiation complex
Molecular function (GO): RNA binding
Source: RefSeq, a predicted model, not a curated record